AUGCAGCUUCUCUUCCUCUCGACGCUCCUCGCCGCCCUCGCGAUGCCGACCGCCGCGCUGGACGCCGGCGAGUACAACCAGUGCGGCGGCAAAAGCUGGACGCCCGCCAACUGUACAGCCGGUUUUGGCUGCGCUUACGCCACCGAGUACUACUCGCAGUGCCUGCCCUUGCCCGUCGAAACAGACAAGUACGUCCCUCGCUACAGCCAGUGCGGCGGCGAAGGCUGGACGGGCCUCACCACGUGCACCGCCGGCAGCUACUGCCAGGCAAGCGACAAGCACUACUCGCAGUGCCGCCCGAUCUCUGAAAUGCCCUCUCGCCCCAUCGACGGCUAG
Saprolegnia parasitica CBS 223.65 is the source of this 336-nucleotide messenger RNA. RefSeq lists its product as hypothetical. The record is from RefSeq and is a predicted model, not a curated record. NCBI's taxonomy places the organism in Eukaryota, Oomycota, Saprolegniomycetes, Saprolegniales, Saprolegniaceae. Gene Ontology annotation, molecular function: cellulose binding. Gene Ontology annotation, biological process: carbohydrate metabolic process. Gene Ontology annotation, cellular component: extracellular region. The transcript has a single exon. The coding region runs from base 1 to 336 and encodes 111 amino acids.